Messenger RNA from Penicillium malachiteum, 771 nucleotides. Its product is annotated as putative Phosphoserine phosphatase. The record is from RefSeq and is a predicted model, not a curated record. Lineage: Eukaryota; Fungi; Ascomycota; Eurotiomycetes; Eurotiales; Aspergillaceae. The coding region runs from base 1 to 771 and encodes 256 amino acids. The transcript has 6 exons. Gene Ontology annotation, molecular function: phosphatase activity.
AUGGGUUCAGUUGCGCUUCCUUAUAUGCAGACCAAGCCUAAGGUCAUCUUUUUCACCGAUUUCGAUGGCACAAUCACAGUGGACGACAGCAAUGACUAUAUGAUCGACAACCUGGGGUUCGGUGGUGACCGCCGUCGUGUGUUGAACAAGCAGGUUCUUGAGGAGACUCUGGGUUUCCGCGACGCUUUCCGCGAGAUGCUCGACAGCAUUAAGACUCCCUACAACGAGUGCAUCGAGACCCUCCUAGGCAGAAUGAAGCUGGAUCCAUACUUUGAGGAGUUUUACCACUGGGCUAAGGAAAACAAUGUCCCCAUUGUUAUCUUGUCCUCUGGUAUGCGCCCUAUUAUUAGUGCCCUUCUGGAGAAGUUCUUGGGCCACAAGCCUGGUAGCCACCUGACCAUCAUCUCCAACGAGGCCAUCCCCCGCGAUGGCAAGGAUAUCAACAGUGAGGGUGGCUGGCAGAUCCAGUACCACGAUGAGAGUCACUUUGGCCAUGACAAGUCUCUCGAGAUCAAGCCUUAUGCGGCUCUGCCCGAUGGAGAGCGUCCAGUUCUUCUGUACGCUGGUGAUGGUGUAUCUGACCUAUCGGCUGCUGCUGAGACCGACCUUCUGUUUGCUAAGGAAGGCAAAGACCUGGUGACUUUCUGUGAGCGCCGAGGAAUGCCAUACACAACCUUCCAGAACUGGUCUUCAAUUCUGGAAACCACUAAGGAUAUCCUUGCUGGAAAGGUUUCUCCUAGUGAUGUGGCCAAGCAGACCAAGUCAGCGUAA